This is a messenger RNA of Pararge aegeria (speckled wood butterfly), 351 nucleotides long. RefSeq lists its product as uncharacterized. Lineage: Eukaryota; Metazoa; Arthropoda; Insecta; Lepidoptera; Nymphalidae. The transcript has 2 exons. Bases 10 to 324 code for a protein of 104 amino acids. The record is from RefSeq and is a predicted model, not a curated record.
UGUGUUCAGAUGAAGUCAAUACACGUCCUUUUAUUUUUAAUGCCUCAACUAUCAGUGUUUGCAUACAGAACGAAAGACAUCUCGUCAGAAAUUGAAAAUUCUAAGCCCAUAUUUCGAUAUUUAGCAGGCAAUUCAAAACAAUACUGCAAAUGGUGUAAUAUGAAGCCUGCAAAUCAUGAAUAUGGCAAAACUAAACCAACUAGGAACAAACCGCAAUCCGAGGAAAUUGACCUGUUCGAUAUCCCGAUAUUCGCUGCUAUGACCCAGGACGAAGGGAAUCUGGAUAAACAAAGACUCUCCGAUUUUAUAGAGAAAUAUUUUUAAAUUUAAUAAAGACUCGUUUCGCUCCAC